AUGACCUCUGGCCAGCAAUUUGUAAACAUGCCCCCCUCGUCACAGGCUCCCGUGGCGCCAGACACAACCACCCCCUUCACGAUUGAAGAUUACUCUAAGGGUGGGAGCGGGGAGAAUGGAGCGGUUAUUAACAUCCUUGGGAAUGCGGGCGAUAACUGGGCUAUUAUCACCAUUGCCUCGACUACCUCAACCGACAGCAAUCAGGGGGGCAAGUUACAGGUCACGCUGUGGGUGCGAAAACACCAAUUAGCCCGUGUGUCUCCAACGCUGCCAGAUGAUCCCUGA
Molecule: messenger RNA, 285 nt
Organism: Dibothriocephalus latus
Lineage: Eukaryota; Metazoa; Platyhelminthes; Cestoda; Diphyllobothriidea; Diphyllobothriidae
Source: the annotation of a GenBank genome assembly